GAUCUGUGGGGUUUCAGUCUCGGCGCGCCGAGAUCUCGUUCCGCGCGAGAUCUUAUCGCGAGAUGUGCGCGCGCUAUAAAUGCCCCGGACCACUCGGUGAACUCCCGCACUCCGUUCCUCUCCGCGUCCUGUCGGUGUGCUUCGACCACAGUCUAGUCAGACCCAAGAUGGCAGCAGGCACCGCACGGAUUGGAAAGCUGGCCCCCGACUUCACAGCCAAGGCGGUGAUGCCAGAUGGACAGUUCAAGGAUGUGAAGCUGUCGGACUACAGAGGGAAAUAUGUCGUCUUUUUCUUCUAUCCACUGGACUUCACCUUUGUGUGUCCGACGGAAAUCAUCGCAUUCAGCGAUGCUGCCGAUGAGUUCAAGAAAAUCGGCUGCGAGGUCAUUGCUGCCUCCGUGGACUCGCACUUCUCCCAUUUCGCAUGGACCAACACACCACGCAAGCAGGGCGGUCUGGGAACCAUGAAGAUUCCCCUGGUGUCUGACACGCGGCGCACCAUCUCCACAGAUUAUGGCGUCCUGAAGGAAGACGAGGGCAUCGCCUUCAGAGGGCUGUUCAUCAUUGACAACCAUGGCAUCCUGAGACAGAUCACCAUCAACGACCUCCCCGUCGGACGGUCUGUUGAGGAGACCUUGCGUUUGGUCCAAGCCUUUCAGUUCACCGACAAGCACGGAGAAGUCUGCCCGGCCGGCUGGAAACCAGGAAGCGACACCAUCAAACCUGACGUCCAGAAGAGCAAAGACUUCUUCUCCAAGCAGUAAAAAGCCAAAGGCCAGAGUGUGCUGCCUGCUGUAGGAGAUUUCAUUUAGAGAUAACAUUUCCAUAAACAAUAUUUAAGUCAAUCUUUGUGCCUGUGGAAGAGGAGGCAUUUCUGUUUUUUUAGUUCACGUGAUGUGUGUGUUCUGUUGUCCGUAGACCAAAUACUAGUCUUGCACUUAUGACAAAAGUAUAUAAUUUUGUACUUAUGCUGUGCUAAUGCAUGCUAUUGUCCCCGUCUGACUGAAGUGCAUGUUUGUUCUUUCAUGUCAUUCCGUACCACUGUUAGAUAUAAAGGACCAUACAAACAUUUCUUAUCAUCUUUAUUCAUCUUCUUUUAUUUUCAUGUUAAACAAUAUACAUGUUAUUUCAUCUAAAUAAAGAGAACGGUGUGUAACACUCUC
Scophthalmus maximus (turbot) is the source of this 1163-nucleotide messenger RNA. It is a transcript of the gene prdx1, whose product is annotated as peroxiredoxin 1. The coding region runs from base 63 to 764 and encodes 233 amino acids. The record is from RefSeq and is a predicted model, not a curated record. Gene Ontology annotation, biological process: leukocyte activation; hydrogen peroxide catabolic process; cellular response to stress. Gene Ontology annotation, cellular component: cytosol. The transcript has 6 exons. Gene Ontology annotation, molecular function: thioredoxin peroxidase activity. NCBI's taxonomy places the organism in Eukaryota, Metazoa, Chordata, Actinopteri, Pleuronectiformes, Scophthalmidae.